AGCAUCCCAAACUCCGGGCACAAGUACUACCUGCAGUUCACCACCGAAGACUACAAAACGGGGGAAGAUGCCGGGAGCUGCCUUGCCACGGUGCUGUAUCCGAAGACGAAGGCUCUGCCUGUUGUCAAUAUCAAGUGUACGCAUCCCAAAGACCUGAAGAAAAUUCAUGAAGAGGACAACAGAAUUUACCUCAAAUUUAGGCACCAAACCAAACCAAUAAUUGGAAACAAUAUUCCAGACAGCUAUGGCAAUAUUGAGCCUGCCCUGGAGCCUGUGUGGGCUCUGGCUGUCGCUGGCAGCAGUUACAUCAUGUGGGAAAAGUCAACAGAGAACUUGGGUUACUUCAUGGCACAAGUGAAGUCUGUGAAGCAGUGGAUAAGAAAAGAUGAUUUUAUUGAGUUUGACUACGCUGUCCUACUCCACGAAAUUCCAACCCAGGAAAUUAUUUCAUGUCACAUGCGACUCACUUGGCUGCCUGGUCACCCGCUGAAAGUGAAAUACUUCUGCACUUCAGAGAAUCAGGGGCCCGACGAUGGAUCUGGAAUGGAAUCUGGAUCAGCUGCUGGGAUUUUACAGGAAAGGGGAGCAACUUUUUAA
Molecule: messenger RNA, 597 nt
Organism: Apaloderma vittatum (bar-tailed trogon)
Lineage: Eukaryota; Metazoa; Chordata; Aves; Trogoniformes; Trogonidae
Gene: RARRES1
Product: retinoic acid receptor responder (tazarotene induced) 1
Exons: 5
Molecular function (GO): metalloendopeptidase inhibitor activity
Source: RefSeq, a predicted model, not a curated record